CAACAUGCUGCAGUUAGACCUUCAUAUUUUGGGACCGCCAUUCUCCAUGGAGAAUCGGGAGUCGAAUCCACUUCCAUGCAGAUUGCUACCUCAUCCUCCCCUAUCGCUGAAUCUCCUCCCUCAUGCAAAGGUAGUCUUCAUAAUAAAUAUGUUCAGCGGCAGCCAUCAGAGAUUCUUACUCGGCACCUACAACAUCAAAUUCCACAAGCUGCUUCCUUAGACAGAAAACAUUCCUCGAUUGAGAGCAACUCAAACGUUCAUUUGGGGGUUAUUGCUGAUGUAUCUGAGCAGUGUCUCCUCCAGGUACCCUCUCUUACCUCAGCAUUAAAAAGCUCAACCGAGGCACGGGAUCUUAUCUCUUCUCCCUUAGUUAGUAUUUACCCAGAUGACUCUCUAUUCGACAACGUUGCUGAAACUUGCAAAGCUCUAGGACCUACGUUCGAGCCUAAAUACCCUAUCAGAGAAAGGACUAUCGAUUUAUGUAAGCAGAGACUGUCUUCAUCAAAUAGUAACAACUCAUUCCCACUUGCUGUUGACAUCGUAUCUAAUCUUUCGUCUACCUCUCUGGUUACUCGCGAUGAUCCGACCCAAGCCAAGAAUUUUUCCAGUGGUUAG
This is a messenger RNA of Protopolystoma xenopodis, 615 nucleotides long. The record is from the annotation of a GenBank genome assembly. Lineage: Eukaryota; Metazoa; Platyhelminthes; Monogenea; Polystomatidea; Polystomatidae.